Messenger RNA from Annulohypoxylon truncatum, 1224 nucleotides. RefSeq names its product thioredoxin. The record is from RefSeq and is a predicted model, not a curated record. Gene Ontology annotation, molecular function: protein-disulfide reductase activity. NCBI's taxonomy places the organism in Eukaryota, Fungi, Ascomycota, Sordariomycetes, Xylariales, Hypoxylaceae. Bases 286 to 960 code for a protein of 224 amino acids. The transcript is spliced from 3 exons.
ACUGAAAUUGACUUCCGGAUGUUUUGCCGGCAGAAACUUACCGCCCCACUCACCACCUUCCACGCUUGUCUAGCCCCAUACUAAAUGUUUGACUAAGGAAUGGUACUAAGGUACAUCCUAGGCACAUACCUAAUGCCAAUUUGGACAGCUUUAUCCUAAGAACAGCCGUUCGUCAUCGGCCGCCAUCGUUAGGUCCACUUAUAACCUAGAAACCAUCCAUCUUUCUAUCAACGACUUUGACGACUAGGUAUUCUACACCUGCUAUCAACAAAAACAAUAGCCAAGAUGACGGUAAACAUCAGUUCUUCAAAUGAGUGGCAACGUAUCUUGGGGUCUUCGACCAUCGUGGUCACUGACUUCUAUGCCGACUGGUGCGGUCCUUGCAAGAUGAUCGCUCCCACCUUUGAAUCGCUCGCGACGAAGUACACUAAGCCUGGCAAGAUCACCUUCUGCAAGGUCAACGUCGACAACCAACAAUCCAUCGCUCAGUCCCACGGCGUGCGCGCGAUGCCCACCUUCCUCAUCUUCAAGAACGGUUCCGUUAUAGAGACAAUACAAGGCGCGAACCCGCCGGCCCUGACGUCUGCUGUAGAGAAGGCUGUUAAGUUAGCCGGUACCAGUGCGCCGGGCGCGUCAUUCAAAACCCCUGGACGAACUCUUGGAGGUAGCCCAGCUUCCUCUAGCACACCCGCGAGACGAAGUGGCCAGGCAUUCGGUGGCCGACCGUGGAGAUUCAGCCCAUUUCAUUUCUUCAAUGCUAUCGUGACUUUCUUCGGAUUAUACUUCGUGUCACUCUUUUCGUUCGAUGCAUACAAAGCAGCCGAGAAGUCACAGUUCAACGUCAAUAGCCCGAGCGCACCACCGACUUCCGCCCAAGCGAAAGGUGGCCAAAAAGUGGGAGGGCAGGGCGGUUCUGCUCGGCCUGGCGGAGUUAGGACGUUGGCCGACCUUGGGAGGUAGAAGUAUAAUCCACCAAAUUGGUUGUAUUAAUUAUCUGUGAAGUGUAAAGUUAGGUUCUACAUAAUACAUACCUGAAUUGACCUCUUGAGAUGAUCAGCUAUAUCAUUCGUCCUCCAUUUUCAAUUGUCUUUGCAUACAAUCCUUAUCGUCUUAUCAGCGAGGGUAUGCGGGUGCAUGGUUUCGAUGUGGGGGCGGCCAAAUUGACAAUACCCGCCAUUUUAGUGGACAGAGCGACCAUGGGUUUUUAGCUAGCACGUUAGCGUC